AUGAGUGCCAUAGCGUUGAGCGGACCCAUUGACGGCUCAACCGAUGCGGCUGUUGCGGUGAUCGGCAGCCGACGCACCGAAGAGGACAUGUCUCGCGCCGAGUGUCUCGCGUACGACGAGAAUGUGCGCAAAACCAUUGAGAACUGUCAGACCGCUCAGGCCAUGAUCGACAUCAACGCCAAACACUUGGAGGGGUUGCGCACCGAGUGUGCCAUCAGCGCAGAGCUCACCCAAAACGAGAUCCGCAAUCUUGAGACAAAACUCGUUAAACUCUUCAGCCGACAACUGGUGGCCAAGAAGAAGUGCCACGAAAGCCAUAAUAUCUCCGAACUCAGGCCAUACCCGCAGCUGAGACAGUGGCUAAGAGUUGUCGGUUUGGGCGAGAAGUCCAUCAAUGCGAUUUGCAAUCGGAUCACGAGUUUCGACGCAUUACUCAAGUCGUCGGAGCAGCAAAUGAAAGACAUUUUGCGCGAAAACGAGUCGCACGAGGAGGAGAUCCGGCGGAUACUGACGGCCCUCAAGAACCUGAAGCUCUCGUUUGACAAACUCAUGGCCGGCGAGUUCCCUCUGGAGCUGGACCUGCACUGGGACUCGUGGGACAGGACCACGUCGGCCACCGGCGCCACCACAACGAACACCGCGUCGCUCACGUCGUCGUCGGCGACGGCGUCGCCGCGAAUCAUCCGAAACCGAACGGCGCGGACAUCCGUACCGUCGGAGGAGACGCUGAGGAGUAGCCCACUGUCGCCGCCCCAGUCGGCCGGCCUCUGGUCCUCGCAAACCGGUUCCUAUAUAUUGAACGCAAACAGCACGACGCCGACGGGCGACAGGAGGACAACGCCGCCGCCCACCCCUCCCGUCGUCAACAAGAAGAACGGGAACUCUGAGCGCAAGUUUCCGACGACACCGCCGCCAAAGAUCCGGAACCUGUUGGCCGACCCCUUCCCGCUCACCAAAAGCAAGUCUCAUGAGGAACACCUCGCCAACCGAAUCGAGCCCUUAGACCCGGCUGUUGCUAACCAUUUGCUACUCAAGUAUAUAAACAAUGCCAAUCAUAACCACCACAACAGUCUGGACAACCUGCCGGCCCAUCAACACCGGCGCCGGUUGGCCACCGAACCGGGCUUAGGGCACACGUCGCCCAUCAUGACGUCGCCGUCCCGGUCGCCGCCAGUGGUGAGUCCCGACCAACAGCACGACAACUGCUUCGUAGACACGCCGGUGGCGCCGCGAUCGCCCCGUUCCCACGGCAUGGCUCACUCCAUACACCACCGGUUCAGCACCACCAUGAAGAUCAACAGCACCUGUAACCUGUGCGAGAAGCCUAUGUUCAUCGGUUAUAAGUGCAAGGAAUGCAAGUACCGGUGCCAUCGAGACUGUGUCGACAAAGUGCCCAACUCUUGCGGUCUGCCCAACGAGUUGGUCGACGUGUUUAAGCAGACGAUAAACUGUGAGGAGCGCCGUUCGCCGGUAGUGUUGGCGCAACACUUGCAGAACAUCGGCGGCACCGGUAGUUCGCGGACUCAAAGUGAGAUACUCGGCCGAAAGGCCCACAACAAGAAGCGGACCCACAACUACAACCAGCCGAUGAUAAACCUGCCCUCCUUUGCCGGCCACGACUCCUCGUCCAACACGUCGUCGUGCAACUCGUCGACGCCCUCAUCGCCGGCCCUCAUCUACCCGUCGAUGGCGUCCACCCAAACGCCCCCUCAGUCGGCCUCCAUUGUGGGCUCGCGUGUACAACAGUUCCAGUUUCCGGAGAUUUCCUACGCGAAUACCAUUCCAUUUCACGACACCUACAGCACCACCACCACCAUCGACGGCAUCACCAUUGAGACCAAACCGUUCAGCGAGAGUGAGGUGAUCGACACCCAGAAGAGCACCGAUAGCGACAAAACAGUGUCGGGAACGUCCGGCUCCGGCAGCACGGACUCGGAGAAGACGCUGGCCGGCCGUGUGGACACGCACGAAAGGACCGAAUUUAGCAAAUUAUACGAAAUCCUGACGCGUCUGCCGAAGAAGCGGCUGCAGAGGAGUCCAUCGCAUCCCAUACAUCUGUUGCGAUCCGCGGAAUCGCUUUUCUAA
This is a messenger RNA of Oppiella nova, 2085 nucleotides long. The record is from the annotation of a GenBank genome assembly. NCBI's taxonomy places the organism in Eukaryota, Metazoa, Arthropoda, Arachnida, Sarcoptiformes, Oppiidae.